AUGCGUUUUGCUAAUCUAGUUUCCCUCGCUCUCUUAUCCAGUUGUAUUAAUGCUGCUCCGGCCCCUCAACAUCAUGAACACAGGGAAAAACGUGACGCUGCUGUUGUCACCACCACUGUUGAGACUAAUGUUAACGUUGUUGUUGGAACUAGCGGUGCUGCUGAGGAGGCUGUUAACGAUGCCGCCUCAGUCGCCGCCUCGUCCGCCACUACUACUGCCACUACAAGUACUAGUAGUACUUCCACCUCCACAUCUACUGACUCUUCGUCUACAUCUUCUGGCUCUGCUAAAGGUCUCAGUUAUUCCCCAUACAACAGUGACGGGUCAUGUAAAGCACUCUCUGACGUCAAGACCGAUUUGGCAAAUUUGACUGAUUACUCCAUUAUAAGGCUUUAUGGUGUUGAUUGUCAACAAGUAGAAAACGUUCUACAAGCCAAACAAUCCUCUCAAAAGCUUUUCUUAGGUAUUUACUACAUGGAUGCCAUUGAAAGUGGUGUUUCUACUAUCCAAUCUGCUAUUGAAUCUUACGGUUCAUGGGAUGACGUUUAUACAGUCUCUAUCGGUAACGAACUAGUAAACAGCGGUAGUGCCACUGCAUCUCAAAUUGAAGGCUAUGUUAACUCCGGUAAGACAGCUCUAACUGCUGCAGGUUACACUGGUCCCGUAGUAUCUGUCGAUACAUUCACAGCUGUAAUUGAUAACACUGAAUUAUGUAACUAUUCCGACUACAUCGCUGUUAACGCUCACGCAUAUUUCGAUUACUAUACAGCUGCUGCAGAUGCUGGCACCUGGUUGAAGACUCAAAUCUCUAGGGUUUCUGAUGCCUGUGGUGGCAACAAGACUGUGCUAAUCACUGAAUCUGGGUGGCCAUCUCAAGGUGAAACUUAUGGUUCUGCAGUUCCAUCAAAGGCCAAUCAAGAAGCUGCUAUUUCGUCGAUUAAAAGCAAUUGUGGUGAUUCUACCAUUCUGUUCACAGCCUAUAACGAUUUAUGGAAGGCUGACGGAUCUUAUGGUGUAGAAAAAUGGUGGGGUGUUUACUCUAGAGAUUAG
This is a messenger RNA of Kazachstania africana CBS 2517, 1050 nucleotides long. It is a transcript of the gene SCW10, whose product is annotated as putative family 17 glucosidase. The transcript has a single exon. Lineage: Eukaryota; Fungi; Ascomycota; Saccharomycetes; Saccharomycetales; Saccharomycetaceae. Gene Ontology annotation, molecular function: 1,3-beta-glucanosyltransferase activity; glucan endo-1,3-beta-D-glucosidase activity. Gene Ontology annotation, cellular component: fungal-type cell wall; extracellular region; cell surface. The record is from RefSeq and is a predicted model, not a curated record. The coding region runs from base 1 to 1050 and encodes 349 amino acids. Gene Ontology annotation, biological process: cell wall organization; carbohydrate metabolic process.